AUCAAAACAAUCAGAAAAAGCACAAAUAGAACGGCCAGGAGUAGGCGGCCCGUCAAAAAGAGUAAAACGAAAAAUCUCCUUGCACUUUCAUUGUUUCAAUCCGAAGUCCACAGCUAGUCUGCAAAUCAACAAAGUAGCAGAGUUGAGUGGGAAACUGUCUUUCUUUUUUAUUUUUUAUUUGGUACAAAGCAAAGAGAAAAUGGCAAUAACACUGAACGAUGGAUUCAAGCUGCCAAUGGUUGGUCUGGGUGUUUGGCGUAUGGAAGGAAAAGACAUUAGAGAUCUCAUCAUCAACUCCAUCAAGAUUGGUUAUCGCCAUUUUGAUUGUGCUGCUGACUACGGGAAUGAAGCAGAAGUUGGGGAGGCACUAUCAGAAGCAUUCAGAAUUGGGCUUGUUAAGAGAGAGGACCUCUUUAUUACCACUAAGCUUUGGAAUACUGAUCAUGGCCAUGUUCUUGAGGCCUGUAAAGACAGUCUUAAGAAGCUUCAGUUGGAUUAUCUGGAUUUGUAUCUAAUUCACUUCCCUGUUGCCAUAAAGCACACUGGAAUCGGUGAAACUGGCAGUCCUGUGGAUGAGGAUGGAGUCCUGGACAUAGACACAACUAUAUCAUUGGAGACUACCUGGCAUGCUAUGGAAGAUCUGGUUUCCAAGGGUUUAGUUCGGAGCAUUGGGAUCAGCAACUAUGACAUCUUUUUAACAAGAGAUUGCCUAGCUUACUCCAAAGUGAAGCCUGCUGUGAAUCAGAUUGAGACCCAUCCCUACUUCCAACGGGAUUGUCUUGUCAAAUUUUGUCAGAAACAUGGAAUCUGUGUUACAGCCCAUACUCCCUUAGGAGGUGCUACAGCUAAUACAGAAUGGUUUGGUACAGUGUCAUGUUUGGAUGAUCCAAUCCUUAAAGGGCUAGCUGAGAAGUACAAGAAAACUGUGGCUCAGAUUGUUCUCCGGUGGGGAAUCCAGCGGAACGUGGUUGUCAUCCCAAAGACAUCCAAAUUUGAGAGAUUGCAGGAGAAUUUCCAAGUUUUCGACUUUGAGCUAGCCAAAGAAGACAUGGACCUAAUUAAAACUGUUGACAGGAAAUAUCGGACCAAUCAACCUGCCAGGUUUUGGGGCAUAGAUCUGUACGCUUAGAGCAUGGCAGAUAUUCUGUUUGUGGGAACUUUCCUUGUGUUUCAUGAAGAAUAAGAGUGAAAAAUCCAUUUGUCUACAAUAAUUAGUACUUGUAAACAUUCAAAGAUGAAUGGGAUAAUGGCAAAUCGAUUUCUUGUGUAA
Molecule: messenger RNA, 1270 nt
Organism: Durio zibethinus
Lineage: Eukaryota; Viridiplantae; Streptophyta; Magnoliopsida; Malvales; Malvaceae
Product: NADP-dependent D-sorbitol-6-phosphate dehydrogenase-like
Molecular function (GO): aldose-6-phosphate reductase (NADPH) activity
Source: RefSeq, a predicted model, not a curated record